This is a messenger RNA of Pristis pectinata (smalltooth sawfish), 1235 nucleotides long. RefSeq names its product cholesterol 25-hydroxylase (gene ch25h). The record is from RefSeq and is a predicted model, not a curated record. Lineage: Eukaryota; Metazoa; Chordata; Chondrichthyes; Rhinopristiformes; Pristidae. Gene Ontology annotation, biological process: cholesterol metabolic process; sterol biosynthetic process. Gene Ontology annotation, molecular function: C-4 methylsterol oxidase activity; steroid hydroxylase activity; iron ion binding.
AGUGUUGCAUCCAAGGCACCAGAAGGUACACGUGUCUCGCCACAAUGAGCAGCGGUGUGUUGCUGACGGCUGUACACAACAACUGUUCUCUGGCUCCGGCCGCUCUCUGUUUACAGCCCCUUUGGGAUCGGGUGCGCAGCUUGGAGAGCUGGAUCAAGUCGCCCUUCUUCCCGGUGAGCUUUUCCUUGGGGGUCUACCUCGCUUUCUGCCUGCCUUUCGUCUUCCUGGAUUUCCUGGCUCCAAGACUCGACUUCCUGAAGAAGUACAAGAUCCAGGCUCAGAACAAUCCGAGUGCCAGGAUGAUGGCGAGCUGCCUGGCACAGACCCUGUACAACCACAUUCUCUACAUCUUCCCGCUGUCGGUGGCGCACUGGUACUGGCGCCCGAUGCAGCUGCCGCUCGCUGCGCCUGAGCUGCCCAAGGCGCUGCUAGACAUUGCUGCUUGCCUGCUUCUCUUCGACUUCCAGUAUUUCGUGUGGCAUCUCCUCCAUCACAAUGCCUGGCUCUACCGCACCUUCCACAAGGCUCACCACAAGUACACGGCCACUUUCGCCCUGGCCACCGAGCACUCGGGCGCCUGGGAGACCCUCUCCUUGGGAUUCUUCGCCGCCGUUAACCCGGCCAUCCUGAGCUGCCAUCCUCUCACCAGGUUACUCUUCUUCACCUUCAAUAUCUGGCUGUCGGUGGAGGACCACUCGGGCUACGACUUCCCCUGGUCCACGCACAGGCUGGUGCCCUUUGGACUGUAUGGAGGGGCUCCUCACCACGACCUCCAUCACAUGAAGUUCAGAACCAACUAUGCUCCUUACUUCACCCACUGGGACAGGCUCCUAGGAACUUAUACCACACUACCCAAAAAGUCCCAGUGAUUUGUUUGGAACUUACUUUGCAGAAAAGAUUUUGAGAGACUGAUUUAUUUAUUAUAGACACUGAAAAGUAUUGAGAUCCAUCGAUGCAGGGUGGUGAUUCACCACCAAAAGAACUGUUCAGGAGAAUAAAGUUCUUGCUGUUUAGAAAAAACUCUUAAAAUGUGUAGUUUUAAAAAAAAAGUACAAAGCACUUUCAUAAUUUUUGUUAUUGAAGUUUUUGCUUAAUGUUUUUACAGUUAAUGUUCACUGCAGGUCAGUGAUUAAUAUGAAAUGAAUUUAACAUAAAGAUAUAGUUGUUUUUAUAUUGCAAAGCACUUUUAUGAUUAUUUUUGUUGCUUGAUGUUUUUUACAGUUCAUAAAGUUACA